CCGCACUGGCUAUUUGCUCCCAAACUGUUUUUUUUUUGUGUUGUACAGUAUUUUAAUUUGUUUAGAGAAUUUAGUUUAAGAAAAGUGCGUUAUCAAAUGUCGGUGAAUUUUUUGGAGAUCAACAGUGUUGCCGUCAUGUCGAGCGUUCACCUAUCGAUUUGAGAAAAGAAUUUCAUCGACUGAUUGGAGGGGGGACAACUAACGAGUUGACGAGAAAGCAAUUACAUUUUAUUUAUCUAAUUAAAAAAAAAAUUUUUAAAUUGUUAUCAACAAAGCUAUUUGGAUCAGUGAUGGAUUGUAAUCGCCGUCGUUGCUGGUUAACGUCUUUAUCGGACGUGCCGCAAUGCAACGUCUUCUUGCUACUAGUGGCCGUUCUUGUUUGCACGAGCCAGGCCGUACCUGUUGGCAUGCCACAGAUCGCUGACAUGCCGUCCAUCGGCGCAUCCGGUUUCUCUUGCGAGGGAAAAGUCAUCGGCGGUUACUACGCCGAUAUCGCUAGCGGAUGCCAAAUGUUUCACGUUUGCACUCUCGGCCAAGAAGGAGAAAUACAAGAUAUCAAGUUCCUUUGCCUGGCCGGGACCGUCUUUGAUCAAGAAACGAGGGUGUGCGAAAGAGUCGACGAAGUGGAUUGCGCAAACUCGGAAGCCUUUUACAAUCUCAAUUUGGACCUCUACGGCCAACACGGUCUCAUCUUGCAGACGGGUCGUAAAGUGCCCUCGGGCGAGGCAGGCUCUUUCGCCGACGAGCACAAUGUCCAGCAGACGGACACGUUCUACGACUACGCCGAUUACGAUGACGUAGCGCCCGUCACGUUGACUGCCACUUCAACUUCGACUGAACCGAUGACGACGUCAACAGAGCCAACAACAACAACAACAAUUGCAACAACAACAACAACAACUGAUCCACCGACGUCCCCAGUCAUCCCAGAAUUACCAACAUUCAGCGAGCCGCCAAAUGAAUUAUCUUCUUCGACUUUACCACCUCCGCGCUCGACAACGGAAGUACAGCCGGAAGUGCCAUCGCGACGCCCUAGUGACAUCGCCGAGGACGAGGACGUCUUGAGGUUGUUGGGUCAAAUCGAAGCCGACGUUCCGCGAAUUCCAUUUUUCGGUAAACCUUCCAGCGGGAGCCGCGGCGCGUUCCAUCCGCGCAUUAGGAGGGACGCCGUGGAACCUUCUUCCACUCCGACGCCGAAGAGAAACAGGACCAGAAGACCCGGAACGGGACGUCGAGUCUACAAUUCGACGACGCUACGCUACGCCAGUGAAACGGUACCGACUCCAUCACCUACUCCGGCUGAUAACACAGGGCCGUUCACCUGCAUCGGUCGUAUUAAUGGAGGCUUCUAUGCUGACGUGUCCAGCGGUUGCAGACGAUUCUAUACCUGUGGGGUUGGAAAAAAAAACAGAGUGGUGUCGCACGCUUUUACGUGUGGUGUUGGGCUACUCUUUGACCAGGCGACGUUGACAUGUCAAGACGUUGAUAAAGUGGAUUGCUCUUUAUCACCGAAUUUCUUCUAUCUAAACGACCCUGCCCUACGUCCAGCCGUCACAGAACCAACAGUGACGGAUACGUUUCAAUCGUUUAAAACGACUACACCUCCUCCUGAAACAACAUCCUAGGAUUAUCUAAUUUCUUCUUGUAUAAAAUAAAAAGUCUUAAACAUUCGUUGUGACCGCUGUCGGAUUGAUUAGUCUUGUGCCAUUGAUUUCGAUAUCAAGAAUACAUUCCUAUCACAGAAUAU
Daphnia carinata is the source of this 1747-nucleotide messenger RNA. RefSeq lists its product as uncharacterized. Gene Ontology annotation, cellular component: extracellular region. The coding region runs from base 291 to 1625 and encodes 444 amino acids. Gene Ontology annotation, molecular function: chitin binding. NCBI's taxonomy places the organism in Eukaryota, Metazoa, Arthropoda, Branchiopoda, Diplostraca, Daphniidae. The transcript has 9 exons. The record is from RefSeq and is a predicted model, not a curated record.